AUGGCAGAUCUCGAAGCACAAAUCAAUGGCCUAUUCGCUGCACCCGAUCAGACUCUUCCGAAAGAUGUCUUGUCCGAACUGCUGCACAUUGUGCAGCUUAUGUCACUCUCGGCACAAGACUUGUACUACAAAUGGGAGGGUUAUGCUAUUACCAUGGGCGCCGAUACCACGACACUCAAUUACAAAACGGUACGCGACUUCAAGAAGACUCUCCAGGAGGAGCUAGAGCGGACGGUGCGAGCGCGACCUGAACCCCAGCAUCCACCGAAGCGGGUGGGAGCAACACCGAGGACAGGAGGGACGCAGGACGUGUUUGGAAUGUUGGAUGGCAUGGUUUCGCAAACACCCGCUUCACGAGUACCGGCGGCGAAGAGGAAGGCCACGUUUGAUACACCGAUAUCGAAGGCGGUCAAGAACAACUUAAACAGCUCGCCAGCGGACAACAAGACGCCCACGAUGAAGAGCCUGCCAACAGUCGCAUUCGAGGGGCGGAAGAAUGCAGGGGAGGUGGUAGAGGCCAUAAAUGCACAUCUCCCAGCUGCGGAAGUGCCAGAAGUGCCUCCUGCAGAAGCACGCAUCAAGCUCAAAGCUGCGGUGGACUUGCCUAAAUACACAUACAAGCCAAUGGCCAUGAAGUUGUCAGAAGCAUCAGAAAUCCUCGAUGAUCGGAUCGAUAUGUUUGUGGAACAGGUGCAGAAAGAGCAUAAUCUGGAGGAUAAUGACUUUGGCAAUCCUGCUGCACAGUCUACUUCGGACAUUGUAGCAGUAGGCAGGAUUGCCUGUGACCAACCUACUGGCAAGCUCAAUGCGUCUAGCAUAGUUCUCGAGACGAGCCGUCGUAUGGGAGCAGGCAUGCGAGUACCCUUGAAGCUGGAUGGUGUAACAUUUGACUUUUUCCCGGGCAAGAUCGUGGCACUACGAGGCACAAAUGUCAGCGGACACCACUUCCUCGUCCGCGAAGUCCUUCCUAUGCCGCUGUUGCCGCCAGCAGCGUCACGACCUGAAGAUAUAGACGUUCAUAACGACCGACUUACGUCCGCCGACGGAGAGACGAGACCUUUGCACAUGCUUUUGGCUGCAGGACCCUACACCACAGAAAGCGACCUCUCUUUCGCUCCACUAUACACUCUCCUCGAACGAGCCACGACAGAACGUGCAGACGUCUUGGUGCUCAUGGGGCCCUUUCUGGACCUCGAACAUCCAGUUGUGGCAUCAGGAGAUUUUGAACAGCAUCUGCCUGCAGACGCAAAGAUCGAGCCUGACCAAGCCACUCUGACAGACGUUUUUCGAGUUCUCAUCAGCUCCGCUAUCCAAAGACUUGCACAAGCUGUUCCCACGAUGACAAUCAUCAUGGUACCUUCCAUGCGUGACGCCAUCAGCAAACACGUCUCGUGGCCUCAAGACCGUGUUCCCAAACCCCAACUUGGCCUACCUAGACAAGUUCAAUUCGUCGCCAACCCCAUGGCACUCUUCUUGAACGAGAUGAUCUUCGGGAUGAGUAGUCAAGACGUCCUAUCGGAGUUACAUCGCAGCAGCGCAGCACAAUCUGCGACUGGAGACAAGCCUCUGAAUAACGACUUGCUCGCACGUCUGAGCGAGCAGAUUAUUGAGCAAAGCCAUUACUUCCCCAUCUUCCCCCCCAUGGCCAGAGAAGAUCUCCCCAAACCUGCCGCGAUUCCCGAUGAAGUACCCGAGCCCGGCGGUGAAGAGCGCAUGGCGCUGGGAGCCAACCUCGACUUGUCAUAUUACAAACUGGGAGAGUUUUGGCAGGCUCGACCAGAUGUGUUACUCUUACCGAGUACCCUGAUGCCUUUUGCCCGAUUCAUACAAGGUGUCCUCUGUAUCAAUCCCGGCACGCUGAGCAAGAAGCGUGGCGCCGGCACGUUUGCUUCCUUGAGCAUUUCACCUCGACGGCUGACGGAUACGGAACGAGAAGCGGGGGAUUGGAUUGGACAUCAAUUGCAUAAGCGGGCGAGAGUGGAGAUUAAGAGGAUUUGAUGUGUUGGCCUUCCAUGUGAAGUUGUUAUGAAGUUUAUAUAUCUGCAUAAGUUUGUCCUUGUUGGCGAGGUGCGGUUGUAGGGAAUACGGGCAUGUAUGUUCUGAUGAAUGAAU
Molecule: messenger RNA, 2112 nt
Organism: Sphaerulina musiva SO2202
Lineage: Eukaryota; Fungi; Ascomycota; Dothideomycetes; Mycosphaerellales; Mycosphaerellaceae
Product: DNA polymerase alpha, subunit B
Exons: 2
Coding region: 1-1998 (665 amino acids)
Biological process (GO): DNA replication; DNA replication initiation
Cellular component (GO): alpha DNA polymerase:primase complex
Molecular function (GO): DNA binding
Source: RefSeq, a predicted model, not a curated record